AUGAGAAUUUCGAUUUUGAUUGGGCUGUUGUGGUGUGUUGGAAUUUGUUGGGCAUCAGGUGCUCCGUGAGUUUGACAGAGCUUCAGAUGUUAUAAAAAUAAUUUUUGUUUCAGGAGUGUAGGAAUUCCCGGCGGAAUACAAAUGUAAGUUUUUUUGUUGAAAUUCGAAAUUUAAAUUUAAAUUUUUUAUUGAUUUUUCAUUUUUUAUGAAAGUAAGUUUCAGUAAUUCAUGAGAAGAAAAAGAUAAAAUUGCAGAAAAUUUUAUGUGUUUCAUACUGAAAAUCCAUUUUCAGGCCUACUGGACUUCCAGGCCUCCCUGGUGACUCAUCUCCAGCAGGUGGCGCCCCUUCUGCUCCCCCUGGCGGAAAUGCUACCAAAAAGAAAGGCUCCUCAUCAUCCGGUUCAUCCUCAAACUCCCACUCAAAUUCUCGAAGCUCAUCCGAAGAAAAAUCUUCGAAAGGAUCGCUAAUUGGACAAAACGUUGGGGGGACUACCAAAACUUCCAGGAAAUGCAGCUAUAAAGCCAAAAUCAGCUGUAGCGCCUAA
Caenorhabditis angaria is the source of this 545-nucleotide messenger RNA. NCBI's taxonomy places the organism in Eukaryota, Metazoa, Nematoda, Chromadorea, Rhabditida, Rhabditidae. The record is from the annotation of a GenBank genome assembly.